Messenger RNA from Cephus cinctus (wheat stem sawfly), 2195 nucleotides. Its product is annotated as Y+L amino acid transporter 2. Gene Ontology annotation, molecular function: L-amino acid transmembrane transporter activity. Lineage: Eukaryota; Metazoa; Arthropoda; Insecta; Hymenoptera; Cephidae. The coding region runs from base 568 to 2046 and encodes 492 amino acids. Gene Ontology annotation, biological process: amino acid transmembrane transport. The transcript has 11 exons. Gene Ontology annotation, cellular component: membrane. The record is from RefSeq and is a predicted model, not a curated record.
GACAGUUUCACGUAUUAAGGAUUUGCAUAUUCAUCGUUACCUUUUGUUACCAGGUCAUGAUUGUUGUGUCUCAGGACCAUGGUAGUGUAAAUUGAUAAAGUGUCAAGGAAUGACAAGACUCUCAACAUAGUUCAUAUAUCCUCUAUACAGUCUCCAGGAAAGUGUUAAUGGGGAGAACCCAGAAUUUUCAUGGACGUCACCAGUGACGUGGUUACCCAGUCUCCUGUGGUCCAGUAUUGAUUUUCUGACGUCAUACUAGAACGUCUCACGGCAGAGCAGCACGUUUCCUAGUUCUUGAAAUUGACAUCGAUUUAACGUCUGCUGAAAUUUGUAAUUAAAGUUAUGUGAUUUAACAACAGGGCGGAUACUCAUCACGUCACAGAGUAAUACCACCAGUGGAAAUUCUGCUCUCAUUGAUAGUCCUUAGUGGUUUACGUGGUGUUCGCGGUGUCCGCAUUCACCACGGAGCAACAGUUGAUGGAGGAGUAAACGCUCCUUCAGACUUAUACCUAGAUCUCACUUAAAGCAGAUAUUCGUGGGAAUACAAGGACUUCUUAAGAAGAAGAAAUGUCGAAAUCAGGCAGUAUAAAAGAUGGCGAGAAGGGUCCUUACGACGCGGUGCCGACAAACGGCGAGGGCGGAGGUGACGAAAUAAAAUUGGAAGCCAAAAUGUCAUUACUCAAUGGCGUCACAGUGAUCGUCGGCUCCAUCAUAGGUUCCGGAAUCUUUGUGAGCCCUACGGGCGUGCUCAAAUACACCGGAAGUGUAAAUGCGAGUCUCCUGGUGUGGACGGCAUCCGGCCUCUUCUCUAUGGUCGGCGCCUACUGUUAUGCCGAACUUGGAUGUAUGAUCAGGAAAUCAGGAGCGGACUACGCCUACAUCAUGGAGACCUUCGGACCUUUUAUGGCCUUUAUCAGGCUCUGGGUCGAAUGCAUGAUAGUACGACCCUGCAGUCAGGCCAUAGUAGCCUUAACUUUCAGUAUUUACGUCUUGAAGCCAGUAUUUCCUGAUUGCUCGCCACCGGAUGACGCGGUGCGGAUGCUUGCAGCCUGCUGUAUAUGCAUUCUGGCGUUCAUCAACUGCUGGGACGUGAAAUGGGCUACUAGGGUACAGGAUGUCUUCACUUAUGCAAAACUUUUAGCACUAUUCAUCAUCAUCAUUACCGGGGUAUAUCAGUUGUGUACUGGUCACACCGAGCACUUCACAUUCAAAGAUACGAAAACGGAAGUGACGUCGAUAGCGUUGAGCUUCUAUUCAGGCCUAUUCGCGUACAACGGUUGGAAUUAUUUGAACUUUAUAAUCGAGGAACUUAAGGAUCCGGUAAGAAAUUUACCAAAGGCCAUUGGCAUCUCGUGCACGCUGGUAACCAUUGUUUAUGUAUUAACAAAUGUCGCCUUCUAUACGACCCUCAGUCCUGUUGAAAUUGAGGGUAGCGAAGCCGUCGCUGUGACAUUCGCUAAUCGACUGUUUGGCGUAAUGGCGUGGACGAUACCAGUCUUCGUCGCAUUAUCAACCUUUGGCGCCGUUAAUGGAAUUCUUUUGACGUCCUCCAGACUGUUUUAUGCCGGAGCCUGCGAGGGACAGAUGCCCGAAAUUCUUACUAUGAUUCAAGUCUCUAGGCUCACGCCGACACCGGCUGUUCUUUGCAUGGCACUGCUGUCUAUGCUGUAUCUGUGCUCUUCGGAUAUUUUCGCACUGAUUAAUUAUGUGGGCUUUGCCACCUGGUUAAGCAUAGGAGUUUCCGUGCUGUGUCUACCUUGGUUAAGAUGGGCACAACCGAAUUUACCUAGACCCAUUAGAGUGAAUCUAGCCUUUCCAAUAGUAUACAUUUUAGCAACGCUCUUCGUCACGAUAGUGCCUAUGUACGCAAGCCCUAUCGAAACAGGUUACGGUUGCCUAAUGAUCCUAUCUUCGGUACCUGUAUACUUCGCUUUCAUCGCGUGGAAGAACAAACCAAAAUUCUUCCAAAAAUCAGUCGUAAACGCCACGCAGUUCCUCCAGAAGAUAAUGCUGGUCGUCGGCAAGUCAAAACCCGCUCAGGUUUAAACUGGUCUACUAAUGAAAUAAAAUACGCCGCGAAGAUGAUAAAAGUAAUCUCUGUACCAAGAGAUUGCUGAAAUCUAAAAAAAAAAGAAACGAGCAAGAAAAACACGACAAAACGAAGCAACAUAAUAUAAUUUAAUAUAAACUAAGGA